Molecule: messenger RNA, 1186 nt
Organism: Humulus lupulus (European hop)
Lineage: Eukaryota; Viridiplantae; Streptophyta; Magnoliopsida; Rosales; Cannabaceae
Product: dirigent protein 20
Exons: 1
Coding region: 377-976 (199 amino acids)
Source: RefSeq, a predicted model, not a curated record
AUGUCACAUGCAAUAAGAUAAAAAUAUUGCAUUGGGACAUCAAAUUCAAAAUCUAACGUCAUAUGCAAUAAGAUUUAAAAAAAAUAUGUAGUCAAAGUGAUGUUAGAUAUGGAAUAAUACGAGGGAGUGGUUGGCUCACGGUAUUCAUGAACGACUCGUACAGUCGUACUGAUUCGAUGAGUGGAGUGGUUGCUAUGAGCAGUAAGUAAAUCAACCCCAACAGCAUGCAUGGCAUAAUCUCCAAAAGAAACGAAUAUAGAUCCAAAAGUGGAUUAGGUGGCCCAAAACACCAAAAGCUAGCUUGAAAUCUAAUAAAGAAACGAAAAACCAAAGCUCAGGUAACAUCUCUCGGCAAAGAUCUUUCCCUUUCAAAUUCAUGAUGUGGGCUAGGAUCAUUUUCUGCACAUCAGUCUUCUUGGCCGUAUUGGUAGUCGUUCUCUUAGCCUUGUUUUCACCAAUACCCCACAAUCCUCUAUCAAAAGACCACACAAAGCCGCCUUGGCUAGCCUUGUCCUUGUACAUCCAGCAGCCAAAAGUCGGUGGCAUCGGCAUGCAGCCACCAGUGGCACAAUCCGAUGCUCCAGGAGCUUUCAUCUUUCACCGAACACUGACCGAAGGGCCAGAAAACACGUCUCGGGUGGUAGGAAAAGCGCAGGGCAUCAUAAUCCCGUCGGAGCAGUUUGCGCACUCGAAUUUCAACAUAUUGUAUCUUAGCUUUGACACGGCCGAGUACUCGGGUAGUCUUAGUGUUGAGGCCAAACAUGUGGCACACAAAGACGUUGAGGAGCUCACCGUUCUUGGUGGAACGGGCUCUUUUGCUUUUGCGCGCGGACUUGCUGUUUUUGCUCAGAGUACUUCCGGACGAGAUAAAACAACGUCGUCUUCAGAUGAUCUUGAUGCCACUACCUAUCAUGUGAGGCUUCAGCUUAGGCUUCCUAAUCAGUCUAGAAGUUUUACUAUUCCAGGCCCAGGAUGAACCGGAAAAUAGCUAGCUUGCUCAGGCCACUCAUUUCAUGAAUAUUUAUUCUUCAAUAUCUUAUUACGUACUAUAAUUUUGCUUCAUUGAGGAUUAUGAUCUCCAGUUGUUCUUUUUUUCUUCUUCUUCUCAUUAUUAAAACGUUUGAGAUCAGGUGAUGUAAUUGCAAUUAUAUAUUUAUUAACAUGAGUGCUCUUCGACGUAUUAUUA